AUGGAGAGCCAGACUGAGGUAAAGUCGUUGAAGCGCACCCUGGAGGCAACCCUGGUCAAAGCUGCGGGCUUGCAGUUGCAAGGUCGGCAACUGCGGCUUCGUGCGGAGCGAGCAGAGGCUGCCAAGGCCCUGGCAGAGGCAGAAACCCAGCGCCUCCGACAACAGGUGAGGCGACUGCAGGAGCAGGCAUGUCCUUCAUGCUCUAGCUGUUCCACAAGUUCGUCCAAGCUUGGCUUUGGAAAACCUCAGCCUUCGAACAAAAGACCUUCGGCUCCGGUCGAUCCUGCCGCGAUGCUGAAGCGGAUCCCAGUCCCGCUACGUGCAGUCGAUCCCCUGCUUGCUGGCCCGGGCGAGGAAGGCUUCCAGCCCCAGUGGGCUGGUGACUAUCUGGAGGCUGUGCAGAAGCAGGCAACGCUGGACCCAGAUACGAUCUUCGGUGCCGUGCCUCCCUGCGACAUGCAGGAGCUUUUUCCGGAUGCGCUGUUUCAAGAGGUCGGCCUGCCGCCGGCGAAGCGGUUUAAGUCGACCAGUGAGCUCAGCAUCUUCCCGGAUGAGGUCAUGGACUACAAGCGAAAGAUGGGUCACACCAAAAGUUGGAUCGACUUUGCUUGA
This is a messenger RNA of Symbiodinium sp. CCMP2592, 612 nucleotides long. NCBI's taxonomy places the organism in Eukaryota, Dinophyceae, Suessiales, Symbiodiniaceae. The record is from the annotation of a GenBank genome assembly.